GGGACAUCCAGUGAUGACAUGGAAAAGGACAAUGCAACUUUGCUGACAGAGUUUGUUCUCACAGGACUUACACAGCAACCACAGUGGAAACUCCCCCUGUUCCUGGUGUUCUUGGUGAUGUACCUCAUCACUGUGGUGGGGAACCUUGGUCUGAUUUCUCUGAUCUGGAAUGACCCUCAGCUUCACAUCCCCAUGUACUUUUUCCUUGGGAAUUUAGCAUUUGUGGAUACUUGGUUGUCAUCAACAGUGACCCUGAAGAUGCUUGUCAACUUCCUAGAAGAGAGCAACAUAUCUCUUGCUGAAUGCAUGGUACAAUUUUUUUCGUUUGCAACCAGUGCAACCACAGAGUGUUUCCUCUUGGCAGCAAUGGCUUAUGAUCGCUAUGUAGCUAUAUGUCAACCUCUACUGUAUCCUGUGAUUAUGACCAACAGACUAUGCAUUUGGCUACUAGUUUUGUCAUUUGUAGGUGGCUUUCUUCAUGCCGUACUUCAUGAAAGCUUUUUACUCAGAUUAACCUUCUGUAAUUCCAACAUAAUAUAUCACUUUUAUUGUGAUGUUAUACCCCUGUUAAAAAUUUCAUGCAAUGAUCCUUCUAUUAAUUAUCUAAUGCUUUUUGUUUUCUCUGGUUCAAUACAAGUUUUAACUAUUCUUAUUUCCUAUACCCAAAUUCUCUUUAUAAUUUUCAAAAAGAAGUCUGAAAAGAGUGUAAGAAAAGCCUUCUCAACCUGUGGAGCCCAUCUCUUUUCUGUGUCUUUAUACUAUGGCCCCCUUCUCUUCAUGUAUGUGCAUCCUGCAUCUUCACAAGCAAAUGAUCAAGACAUGCUUUCUCUAUUUUACACUGUCAUAAUUCCUGUGUUAAACCCCAUUAUCUAUAGUCUGAGAAACAAGCAAGUCUUAGAUGCACUGACAAAAAUGUUGAAAAGAAAUAUUUAG
Marmota flaviventris (yellow-bellied marmot) is the source of this 933-nucleotide messenger RNA. NCBI's taxonomy places the organism in Eukaryota, Metazoa, Chordata, Mammalia, Rodentia, Sciuridae. The record is from RefSeq and is a predicted model, not a curated record.